Messenger RNA from Papaver somniferum (opium poppy), 2004 nucleotides. Its product is annotated as beta-fructofuranosidase, insoluble isoenzyme CWINV1-like. The record is from RefSeq and is a predicted model, not a curated record. The transcript has 7 exons. Gene Ontology annotation, molecular function: hydrolase activity, hydrolyzing O-glycosyl compounds. Gene Ontology annotation, biological process: carbohydrate metabolic process. Lineage: Eukaryota; Viridiplantae; Streptophyta; Magnoliopsida; Ranunculales; Papaveraceae. The coding region runs from base 93 to 1847 and encodes 584 amino acids.
CCUUGGCAUAGACAAAACUAAACAAGUUGGCCCUCCCCAUAAAUACCCAUUUUUGGUUCUUCUCAUUUCCACAACAACAAGCAAUACUACUCAUGGCUGUGAUAUCUAGAAUUCAUUGCUUCAUUGGUUUCUGUUUUCUUUUGCUUCACUAUGGUUUUCAAGUUGAAUCUUCACACCAAGUUUAUUACACCGAUUCCGAGUAUGAACUUCUCUCUACUGCUACUCCUACUUUUACUGAAAAUCAGCCUCAUAAAACUGGUUUUCACUUCCAACCAACAAAGAAUUGGAUAAACGAUCCGAAUGGUCCGAUGAUUUACAAGGGAAUUUACCAUUUCUUCUACCAAUAUAAUCCAACAAAAGCAGUUUGGGGUGAUAUAGUGUGGGCUCAUGCUACAUCGACAGAUCUUGUAAAUUGGAUGCACCAUGCUUACGCCAUGUACCCAUCAGAACCAUAUGAUAUAAACGGGUGUUGGUCUGGUUCCGUUACAAUUCUUCCCGGAGAAAAACCAGUGAUUCUUUACACCGGAAAAGACCACCAAAAUCGUCAAGUGCAGAAUUUAGCGGUACCCAAAAAUCUAUCUGACAUUUUUCUGACAGAAUGGGUGAAAAUACCUCAAAAUCCUCUACUGGUGCCAACACCCGUUAAUGGAAUCAAUGCAAGUGAAUUCAGAGAUCCUACAACUGCUUGGAAAGGCCAUGAUGGGAGAUGGAGAAUGCUUGUUGGAAGCAAAAGAAAUGGGCACCGAGGACUGGCAAUUCUAUAUAGGAGCAAAGAUUUCAUUCAUUGGACUAAAUCUCAGCAUCCGCUUCAUUCAGCGACUAAAAAUGGAAUGUGGGAGUGUCCGGAUUUCUUCCCUGUUUACCUUAACAGUAGUAAAAAUGGUGUCGACACUUCUGUGAUAAGUUCUACAGUGAAACAUGUACUUAAACUCAGUUUAGAUGACACGAAACAUGACUAUUACACGGUCGGGAAGUAUUUGCAUGACAAGGACAAGUACAUUCCUGACCAUGGAUCUGUUGAAGGUGAUGCAGGACUAAGAUAUGAUUAUGGGAAAUUUUAUGCUUCUAAAACAUUUUUCGAUAGUGAAAAGAAUAGAAGGAUUUUGUGGGGUUGGAUCAACGAAUCUGACGCUCGUGGAGAUGAUGUCAAGAAAGGAUGGGCUGGAAUUCAGGCAAUUCCUCGGAGUCUUUGGCUCGAUAAAUCUGAAAAGCAGCUGGUGCAAUGGCCAGUUAUGGAAAUUGAAAAGCUGCGUAAAGAGCAUGUUACUCUUGGUAAUAAAGAGCUUAAAAUGGGUUCGGUACUUGAAGUUUCUGGUGUAACAGCCUCUCAAGUGGAUGUAGAGGUAUCAUUUGAUCUAAAAGCGUUAGAGAAGGCUGAAAUCAUGGACCCAAGAUGGGUUAAUCCACAACUACUUUGUAGUAAAAAGGGAGCAUCAGUCAAAGGUAGCUUUGGACCAUUUGGUUUCUUAGUUUUGGCAUCAAAAAACUUAGAAGAGCAAACAGCUAUCUUCUUCAGGGUAUUCAAAGCUCCAAAAAGAUUUGUGGUUCUCAUGUGCAGUGAUCAGAGCAGGUCUUCUUUAAGCGAAAGCCCGGAACUAGACAAAACUACAUAUGGAGCUUUUCUUGAUGUGAAUCCUCUCCAUGAGAAGCUUUCACUAAGGAGCUUGAUAGAUCACUCGGUUGUGGAAAGCUUUGGUGGAGAAGGAAAAGUUUGCAUAAGUGCAAGAGUGUACCCAAAGAUGGCAAUUGAUAAUGAAACUCAUCUUUAUGCUUUCAAUAAUGGAACUCAAAGUAUCAGAAUCUCAGAUCUCAACGCUUGGACAAUGGGAAAAGCUAAAAUUAUUUGAGCACACAAAAGGAAAAAAAGAUGGUCGAAAUGAAGAGAAACAAAAUGAGCAAACACUUUGUAAUUGAGGGUUGUGGAUGCAACACUAUAUCUGUUAUGUUUUACUUUUAGUUGUCUUGGUGCUGCACAAAUUCGAAUAAAGGCUUAGUUAGUUGAAA